AUGGCAAGAUGGGACAAGACGCAUAUGGUGGUCGACUUCAGAGUCGGGGAGAAAAUCCAUACAGAUGUGGUAGUCGGUGAGGAAAAAGUAGUCUUGGCGAAGUACAGUGGUGUCACCGAUGCUAUGAAGGAAGAUAGGAGAUUAGAUGGCCGUAAGAGAACCCUCGAGAUGGCAGGGAGGAGGUCGAGGCUCUGUCUCUCCAAAGGCAGAGACAAUGGUGGUUCUGGCUCUUCCGGCACCUCGCGGGUGGCUCGCAAGGGCCACUUCGCGGUGUACACACGGGAGGGGCGGCGGUUUGUGGUGCCGAUAGCGUACCUGAAGAGCAACAUCUUCCAGGAGUUGUUCCGGAUGUCGGAGGAGGAAUACGGGGUGCCGGUCGGCGACCGCCCCAUCACGCUGCCGUGUGACGCGGCCUUCAUGGAGCACGUCGUGGCCUCGCUCAGGGACGGGCGCUGGAAGAAGCCGUGCGCCGCUCCAUUUUUCCUAACCAGAGCCUGA
This is a messenger RNA of Musa acuminata AAA Group (dessert banana), 498 nucleotides long. RefSeq names its product auxin-responsive protein SAUR64-like. Gene Ontology annotation, biological process: response to auxin. The coding region runs from base 1 to 498 and encodes 165 amino acids. NCBI's taxonomy places the organism in Eukaryota, Viridiplantae, Streptophyta, Magnoliopsida, Zingiberales, Musaceae. The transcript has 2 exons. The record is from RefSeq and is a predicted model, not a curated record.